GGGGUUGCAGGCUCGCCUUGGCUCCGCUGCGCACAUCAUGGAACUUCCUCCAGUCGUUUCGUUCACUUGGCAGGUAGCCUGCGCUCCGGGCACGUGUUCCGUGGACGGCUAAGGUGCGCUCUUCCGUGCCCGGGAUUGCUGACAGCACGCCGCUUCUGGUUCGAUUGGAGUGCACUGCACACAUCUCUCCGGUAGGCGACUCGCUUACGCUCCAAGCCUGACGUGUAUGUGUACAAGAAGGAAAUCAUUGCCAAGUGAAACUCCGCAUUCUCACGCUGCGAUGCUGGAGGGACUUUACUUUUGGAUUUGGUGGAUACUUCCUGAGAAGCAUCGGCAUUUUCAGCGCUCUCUCUACUAGACGUUUUGCCACAGGCAGGCGCCGACCAGGAGGUUUUACUAUUUGAGAAGAGCUGACCCGCAGAAGUUCCUUUUCAAAUCUACACCGAAGACUUUUUGGGGGAAUUGGUGGCUAAAGGAAAAGUUGCGUGUAUCUGGGAAGUACGGGAACAUGGGUACUUUAAGGGAUCUCCAGUAUGCACUACAAGAAAAGAUAGAGGAAUUAAGACAGAGGGAUGCACUCAUCGAUGAGCUAGAGCUGGAGCUCGACCAGAAGGACGAGCUGAUACAAAAGCUGCAAAACGAGCUGGAUAAGUAUCGCUCUGUGAUCCGGCCGGCUACCCAACAGGUCCACAAGCAGACAACGUGCGUAUUGCAGGAGCAACAGAGGACCAAGAGGCAGGCGAUUUCAGCCGAGCCCACCGCCUUUGACAUCCAGGAUCUGAGCCACGUAACGCUGCCUUUCUACCCCAAGAGCUCACAAUCCAAGGAACUAAUAAAAGAAGCAAUCCUGGAUAAUGAUUUCAUGAAAAAUCUUGAGCUGUCUCAGAUCCAAGAAAUAGUGGAUUGUAUGUAUCCAGUAGAAUAUGGAAAAGACAGCUGCAUCAUUAAAGAGGGUGACGUUGGCUCCCUGGUAUAUGUCAUGGAAGAUGGUAAGGUGGAAGUAACCAAAGAAGGCAUGAAAUUAUGCAUUAUGGGGCCUGGAAAGGUGUUUGGUGAAUUGGCUAUCUUAUACAACUGCACUAGGACAGCUACAGUAAAAACACUCACCAACGUGAAGUUAUGGGCUAUCGAUCGACAAUGUUUCCAGACUAUAAUGAUGAGGACUGGGUUAAUCAAGCAUGCCGAAUACAUGGAAUUUUUGAAAAGUGUUCCAACCUUCCAAGGCCUACCAGAAGAAAUAUUAAGCAAGCUAGCAGAUGUACUUGAAGAGACUCACUAUGAUGAUGGAGAGUAUAUCAUAAGACAAGGUGCCCGUGGGGAUACAUUCUUUAUCAUCAGCAAAGGGAAGGUGAAUGUCACACGUGAAGACUCCCCCAAUGAAGAGCCCAUCUUUCUCCGAACUUUGGCAAAAGGAGACUGGUUUGGAGAGAAAGCUCUUCAAGGGGAAGAUAUAAGGACAGCUAAUGUUAUUGCUGCUGAAGCCGUGACCUGUUUGGUUAUUGACAGAGACUCAUUUAAACAUUUGAUUGGAGGUUUAGAAGAUGUUUCCAACAAAGCCUAUGAAGAUGCAGAAGCGAAGGCAAAGUAUGAAGCCGAAAAUGCCUUCUUCUCCAACCUGAAACUUGCAGACUUUAACAUUAUUGACACACUAGGAGUUGGAGGAUUUGGACGGGUGGAACUGGUGCAACUAAAAAGUGAAGAAUCCAAAACAUUUGCCAUGAAGAUCCUGAAAAAGCGGCAUAUAGUGGAUACUCGGCAGCAAGAACAUAUUCGGUCAGAGAAGCAAAUAAUGCAAGAGGCACACUCUGACUUCAUUGUCAGGCUAUACAGAACUUUCAAGGACAGCAAGUACUUGUACAUGCUAAUGGAGGCAUGCCUGGGUGGAGAGUUGUGGACCAUUCUCAGGGACAGAGGUUCAUUUGAAGAUUCCACCACUCGGUUUUACACAGCCUGUGUUGUGGAGGCUUUUGCUUAUCUACAUUCCAAAGGAAUCAUAUACAGGGACCUCAAGCCAGAAAACCUCAUUCUAGAUCACAGAGGUUAUGCUAAGCUGGUAGAUUUUGGUUUUGCUAAAAAGAUAGGAUUUGGUAAGAAAACAUGGACAUUCUGUGGUACGCCUGAGUAUGUAGCCCCAGAAAUUAUCCUAAAUAAAGGCCAUGAUAUUUCUGCCGAUUAUUGGUCCCUUGGGAUUCUAAUGUAUGAACUUCUUACAGGCAGCCCACCAUUCUCAGGGCCUGACCCCAUGAAAACCUACAACAUUAUACUUCGAGGUAUUGACAUGAUUGAAUUUCCAAAGAAGAUUACCAAAAAUGCUGCUAAUUUAAUCAAAAAACUAUGCAGGGACAAUCCAUCUGAAAGGUUAGGAAACUUGAAAAAUGGUGUCAAAGAUAUUCAAAAGCACAAGUGGUUUGAAGGCUUUAAUUGGGAAGGCUUACGGAAAGGAACGUUAACACCUCCUAUCAUACCUAAUGUUGUAUCUCCAACUGACACAAGCAACUUUGACAGUUUUCCUGAAGACAAUGAUGACCCACCUCCAGAUGACAAUUCAGGAUGGGAUACAGAUUUUUAGUCCACAAAUUUCUAUACUGCUUCUGCAUUGCCUAGGAUGGCUUCUCUGGAAUACAGCAGCCAGCAAAAAACUGAAUCCAAGAGAGAGAAAUCUAUUACAGGAAGAUUAGUGCUUUGGGUCACCAAGAUGCCUUCUCUGAUGCUGCGAAACAUUACAGUGGCAUUAGGACUUAUGCUUAUAUAAAAGUAGCGUUCCCUCAGUGUUUUGCAUUGAAUUUGUAAUCACUAAUAUGGUGGUGAUGGAGCAGUGUCUUUUUAUUUUUUUUAAAUACCUUUAGCCGUAAAUGAGGCUUUCUUUUAAAUUAAUCUCCUAAUCUGUACAACACACUUUACAAUCUUAAAAUGAACAUUAAAUCCAAUAUCUGAAGCCCGUACUGUCUGCUAUAUUCAGACUUUAGUCUUUAGCUUAGUUAAAUGAAAGCAAAAUGAACUUAACAUUCUUGAUGCUGCAGUGUUCUUAAUGCCUCAGUAACUGGUCUGCUCCAAUACCACUAGGAGACAUUGAAUGUUAUUGGAUCACAAAUGACAGAGUAGCUUGAAGACAGUUUAUUACAGGGUAGUCCAUCUGUUUCAGUGCAAUUAACAGGUUUGUUUUUCUAUUCUACUUCAUAUUUUUUUUCCUUUUUAGAUUUUUUGCAUCCCUCAUAAGAAUAAGUGGCAUAGAAAAAGGAAAGAAAUGGUUGAAAAAUUGUAUUUUUGUUCAUUAAGGUAUGAAUAAUUGAAACUAAGCUGUAUGAGCAGCUGCAGAAUUGUUCCUACUAAAAUCAGUAUUAAAGUUUAAGACCAGUGGAUGGACGGUGAACUGAAAUCAUACGGAGUACAGUGAAAUUCUAUUUAAGUGCAUAAAACAGUUUUGCAGAAAAAAAUACACCAUGGGGUCAACCAAAGUAGAUCUAGUUGUUCUUUCACAUAUUCACUCAUAAUAUAGCAAUUUUAAUCAAAGUAAUGCAUAAUCUGAACAGGUGCAAAUUACAGUGUUACCAGAAAAAUGUUCAAAAUAAAGUAAAAUUUUAGUCACAGACCUCCUUGUAUUGAAUGUAUUGCACAGUACUCAAAAUCAAAAUAAUUUUUGUAUAUGAUAAAAUACAUUUUUAUUGCUUUCAUAUACAACUGUUUAAAGAUUAUUCAUAUUAGGCACAUAAAUCAGGACAGAAAAACUAAAGAGUAAAAUAUACUAUUGUCCUAACUAGAUACAAGUAACUAAUUCAGUGCACAGUCCAGUCCACUGUGUGGCCACGUGACAUGUGACAACUACUUUGUCACCGAUGUGUCACCCGCCCCAGGACUGAGGUAUAUCUGCCGUGCCUCAGCAUACAUACAGUGUGUGUAAACUCUGUGUAUGUAUGUAUACUGUAUGUAUAUUCACAUGCAUUCAUAAAAUUGACUUAAAAAGCACAAAAUAUUUGUUUUUAAAUAUAACAAAUGUAUCUAUAUUAACUAUUUAUCUCUAUAAAACCCCUGGGUUUACAUGACAGGUUGCAUAAACUCAGAUAUAAUGUUAAGACAUUAAUCUCACAAUGGAUUAUUUUUGUACCAUUUAUUAACAUAUCAGGUAAUCUUUUAGAAUAGCGACUGUCUUAUUAGGCAUAUAUUGUGCACUUAUUUGUGAGUAAUUAUUAUGUAUUGGCACCAAAAUGUGGCUUCUUAGGUACAUGUAAUGUUGUUUUCAUGGUUUAAUAUGGUUUAGGCAGUUUCUUUUAUUGCUAAAAAUAAUUCAGUAAAAUGUUAUAUUUUAUAAGUAAUAGUUAAUUUAAUAGAUACGUUUAUAUGUAAUAAUGGCAGUUUUUUAUGUAAUGUGCACUGAGCUAUAUUUAAAUAAUGAAAUGUGCUACAUUAAUAAAUGUAUUAUUGUUAUAAUUGUGUCAAAUGUUAUGAAAGCACACGUGAACAACAAUACAAUUGCCAUAAUAUAUUUGCCUAGUAAGAGUUUGGUGCUAAUGCCAUUAAGAAGGGAAUGACCACAAAUAAGUACACAAAUAGAUUCCUAAUAACGCUGAUACCUUUUCUGUAGUAUUAAUAUUUUGACUAUUAUUUUUAGUUUUAUGAUUUUUUUUUUUUUGAUCCUGAGUCACUUUUUAUUUUAAAGACCUCUCAAGAUCAUGAAUAAAUGUGUAAUAAAUACCAAACUGUUUAUUAGAUGAAUAGAAGAACACAAUUAACUUGAUUUAUAUACUUUAAAAAUGAUAACUACAUAAAGCAUUGGCUUAAAAGUAUAAGAAAUGCUCUUAACAUUUAUUCUCGUCGCUAGACAAGUUCACUUUACAGAUGAUGUAGCAGGUUCUUUUAAAUGAGGUGAUGCUGAAGGGACAUCGGAGGUGCUGUGAAGUGCAGUUUAGUGAAUAUGAGACGUGCGCCACCAGAUGGCAGCAUGCGACAAAAAAUGAAGGCUAAACCACCGACUGAAGAAUCUUAACUAUGUGGCUGCAAACGUACGCUGAUAUUUCAGAAAAUGAGUUGUGUACAUUUGCUCAGACACCUGUGUUUUAUUUCACGGCUUUACGUGUCAUAGUUUGUCUGAUUUUCACCAUUAUACCUCCAUUUCCACUGAGACUAAUUGCAUUUGCUUGCAAUAACAAUAAUGCAGACUCAUUUUUCCAUGUUUUCCAUUGAAUUAGCAGGUCUUAUUCAGGAGUCAUCUUGAACAUGCACAUGUGUGUGUGUGUGCGUGCGUGCGUGUGUGUGUGUGUGUGUGUUUCACACUCACAACAUUUAAGCAGAAUCCAGUGGUGUAUGUGCAAUGAAUAUUUAAUAUAUUCCUUGAAACUCUAGGUGCAGAAGCUCUGUAACUAACACAGUGCUAUGUUAGCAAAUGGAAUAAUCUUAUUUAACAUUAGGACCACAGGUACAUAUUUAUGUAAAUAAAUAUUUUAGUGUCAAUAUUUUGUGAUACAUGAAUAACAUUUUUUUUUUAGUUUCCUAUCAUUAUUUCUUCAUUUAAAUAAUUGUGAUCUAUGUGUUGUCCUAGGUUUCAACAUGUCUACCACAGACUCUAUUUGCUGUUUCAUUCUAGAUUAGAAAUUGUCAUAUGGCUGUUCGGCAUUGUUGCAAGUGCCUUAAAUAGAUGGCAUCCAAAAAAACAAAAAAAAAAAAAACUUUCAGAGUUGGUGUAAUGCUGCAUGACAAAGUCAGACACCUCAAAAUGUUGUCCUUUCUUAGCUUGCUGCUUUUUUUACGGUACCUUCAGCUCUUUAUAAGCCUUUCUUACAAUAAAAUGUAGCUUUUAAAAUAUACUUGUAUAAAGUGAUUCCCUUAAUUCUGUGGCUAAGGUGUUAACUGUGUGAAUUAAAUUUUGCCUCAUUUCUGUGAAAUGCAUAGGGCUUGUUCAGGUUGGCUCCAAGACGUAGCGUCCUCUUGCCUGUUUUGGUAUUUGUGAAAGCAGAUGCCAAAAUGCAACAAGUGAAAGAAAAAGAAAAACCAAUGAUUUGCAGAUUGUGAUCUUUUUUCACUAUUAAGUCAAUUUAGUGUGCUGAUCUGUUUAUAUUUUAUGUAUGUAACCUUAUGUUGCAAAUAAGCAAAAAAUUAUGAACAAGUAAUAGCUCAGACUUUUAACAAAAGAGGGCAAGGAAAAUACUACUUGUCUUGUAUGAACAAUGAUGAAGUAGUCAACCUGAAUAAGGAGCCUUUUAAAAACAGCAAAAGGAGGGAUCUGCGGGGUUCGGCAAUGAAAGUGACCUAUGCAACUUAUAUGUCCUCAUUGAAGACACACUGAAUAUCCAAAUUCCACAUUUUGUGGCUUCAUCAUCACAGGCCAUCUUCCGCUGGCUGACAUGUUCAUAGUCAACUGAAAUCAUUUGUGUGGUCAUUCAGAUACGGAGCAACUUGAAUUUUUAAAGUUACAGUUUUUCCGGUACUGAAUUAACAGUAAAUGUAUCUGACACAAGAUUGAACACUUUCAUGGCCUAAUAGAAUCUUAUUAAACAGUGACAGGGGAUGUUUGGAAAAUGUUGAAAGAAUUACUGCAUUUCAAACAAAGAAAGUACUGCAAUAACAAAAUAGGUUCCUUAAUGUCACUUGUACAGAGUACAGUGAAACUCAGACUUGAUUGAAGGAGUACCCUCUAUAAUGAAAUGACUAUUAUUAAGUUCAAUACAAAAAAAAUGAACUAGUGGGAAACCACUCACCUUACGGAUAUGAGCAGAAGCAUCUGACUGUCCCAGCAUGUUUAUCACGUAAUGUCAUAAGUUGUGACUCUGCAGGAAAAAAAAAACAUUUGAGUGAGUAUUGAGCUUCAACAAGCAGACACAAUUUGUUAUCUUACACUUUUAUGUGAAAAGAAAGAAUUGUAAGAAUUACAAAUUUACUUUACUCUGUGACCCUAAUAUGGAUUAGGAUUGUUCAAAAAUAAAUGGACAGGUGGCUAAAGUUACAGGAAUCUGGCCAUUAGAUGGCAGUGUGUGAUGGCAGCAUUAUUUCACAAAAUUACAAUAUUCCUUUCUGUCACAUCUUGUAUAAGCAACAAUUAUAAUCUUGUCAAAUAUUAUAACUUAUUAAAACACUUGUUCUGUUUGCACUGUUAAUGUAGUAAUGUUAGUGAGACUCUGAAAAAGUCUGUUUUGUUAUAUACAUUUUGUAUUAAAAAUACUAUUUUCCCCAGUGUACAACAAUUAGUUUUUGUUUUUUGUUUAGUUUUGUUUUAUACUUUAACCACCUUGAUUUCAUAUCUAAUUAUGAUCAAGUACUUAUUUUUGUCAAAAAGCAAUGUCUGUCAUAAAGUAAUCAGUUGCACUCAA
This is a messenger RNA of Erpetoichthys calabaricus (reedfish), 7298 nucleotides long. RefSeq names its product protein kinase cGMP-dependent 1b (gene prkg1b). Lineage: Eukaryota; Metazoa; Chordata; Cladistia; Polypteriformes; Polypteridae. Gene Ontology annotation, molecular function: cGMP-dependent protein kinase activity; ATP binding. Gene Ontology annotation, biological process: protein phosphorylation. The transcript is spliced from 18 exons. The coding region runs from base 509 to 2569 and encodes 686 amino acids. The record is from RefSeq and is a predicted model, not a curated record.